AUGGCAGGGUUCUCUCCUGUGAUCCUCGAUAACUUUUCCAAUGCAGAUACUGAAACGCCGGCCCACUUAGGCCAGAUUACCGGGCAAGAUGUACCUGUGAUUAAGGCGGAUAUGCUGGACAAGAGUGCGCUCGAUGCGGCCUUUGCAGAGUAUAAGUUUGACGGCGUGGUGCAUUUCGCGGCCAAAAAAGCUGUGGGGGAAAGCAUGCGCAUUCCGCUCGCUUACAUUGAAAACAAUUCGGUCGGAUUGGUGUAUCUGCUUGGCGCGAUGGAGGCUCAUGGUACAAAGUCGAUCGUAUAUUCUUCCUCGGCCACCGUGUACGGCGACCCUGAGGUGAUCCCGAUCCAGGAAACUGCGCCUUUGAGCUUUGCCAAUCCCUAUGGGUUUACCAAGCUGGUUGGAGAGCAAAUUGUAGAACAAAUUGGUGCGGUACAUAAAGAUUGGAACAUCGGUAUCUCGUAUUUUAAUCCUGUUGGGGCCCAUAAUAGUGGAUUGCUGCGACAAAGCCCCGCGCAAUUCCAACUACCCCCAGAAAACCUGAUGCCGCGUUUGUUGCAGGCGGCCAAUGGGGAGGUUGAUUAUCUGACCGUGUUUGGCAAUGACUAUGACACGCAAGAUGGCACGGGAGUGCGCGAUUAUAUUCACGUCAACGAUUUGGCGCGCGGGCAUGUUUUGUCGGUGCAGGAGUUGUUAAAGGGGCAGGGUGGACAUUUGGUAAACGUAGGCACCGGUCAAGGCUAUUCAGUUUUAGAUAUGAUCAAUACAUUUCAAGAGGUUACGGGACGAAAAGUUCCUUACAAGAUCGAACCGCGGAGAGUAGGGGACGUUGCUACGCUGUUGGCGGAUGCUUCCAAGGCUAAAGAAGUGUUAGGGUUCAAGGCAGAAUUCGAUCUAGCGGAUAUGUGUCGGUCGAGCGUGAUUGGCGCUUUGGACGAUGAGUAA
Molecule: messenger RNA, 942 nt
Organism: Nerophis lumbriciformis (worm pipefish)
Lineage: Eukaryota; Metazoa; Chordata; Actinopteri; Syngnathiformes; Syngnathidae
Source: RefSeq, a predicted model, not a curated record